AGAAACGUAUAUAUGGAUGCUCUUCUACCUAAUUAUGUAUUGCACUGCGACUCCAGAGUCUUCACCAUAUACUUAUUAUAUACCACACAAACAACAAACUCAUGCUCCCAUUAAGUUUCACCUCAUAUUCAUAUGCAUAUAAUUGAAUGUUGGAGUUAGCUAGCUAGUUGAGCUCCCCAACAUUGUCAAUCAUAUCAAUGGCUGCUUCAAGUUCAAUCUCUCACAUGCUCAUUCCCUCCCCCAAAACGCACCAACCUAUAAGCUUCCGAUCCAAACUAAACCCAACACCACCACCAUCUCUCCCCCAAAACCAAAAGUCAACAAAACUCAUCGUCCACUCCAAAAGCUCCUUAUCCAUGUCACCAACCACCACCACCAGCGAGCUCCACAGAGAACAACAACAUCAACAAGAACCAGCAGUAGUAAUGCAUCAAACUACAUAUCAUAAGUCAGAGGAACAACAGCAACUCUCCGACGUGUGGCGCGAAAUCCACGGCGAGAAUGAAUGGGCCGGGCUUCUAGACCCCAUGGACAAGACACUACGGCAGGAGCUGAUCCGCUACGGGGAGAUGGCUCAGGCCUGCUACGACGCCUUCGACUUCGACCCUUUCUCUAAGUACUGCGGGAGCUGCCGCUUCACCCGCGGCAACUUCUUCAACUCCCUUGGCAUGAGUGACCACGGCUACACCGUCACGCGCUACCUCUACGCCACCGCCAACAUCGACCUCCCCAAAUUCUUCAAGCAGUCUCGCUGGCCCAAGAUGUGGAGCAAGCACGCCAACUGGGCUGGGUAUGUUGCUGUCUCGGACGACGCCACCUCCCGCCGCCUCGGCCGCAGGGACAUCACCGUGGCAUGGCGCGGCACCGUCACGUACCUUGAGUGGGUGGUGGACCUCAUGGAUUUCCUCAUACCCAUCUCCUCCCAGUCCAUCCCCUGCCCUGAUCAAACAGUUAAGGUGGAAUCUGGGUUCUUGGAGCUUUACACCGACAAAGAACAAGACUGCAGUUACUCCAAGUACUCGGCAAGGGAACAAGUUCUUUCAGAGGUGAAGAGGUUGAUGGAGAUCUACCAUGAUGAGGAGCUCAGCAUCACCAUCACGGGACACAGUUUGGGGAGCGCAUUGGCUAUUUUGAGCGCCUAUGACAUCGCUGAAACAGGGCUAAACAUGAAGAGGGAUAACAGCAUUGUUCCAGUUUCCGUGAUGUCAUUUUCAGGUCCGAGGGUUGGGAAUGCGAGGUUCAAGGAGAGGUUGGAAAUGUUGGGGGUGAAGGUGUUGAGGGUGGUGAAUGUACAUGAUUUGGUGCCCAAAACGCCAGGGUUUCUGUUCAAUGAACAUAGGCCGCUGGCAGUGAUGAAGAUUGCGGAGGCUUUGCCUUGGAGUUAUUCACAUGUUGGGGAAGAGUUGGUGUUAGACCAUAAGAACUCGCCUUUCCUAAAGCCUGAUGCCGAUGCUGUAUGUGCCCAUAACUUGGAGGUUCUUUUGCAUUUAAUUGACGGAUACCACGGAAAGGGGCAGAGGUUCAUCCUAUCAACUGGUAGAGACCCUGCUUUGGUGAACAAGGCCUGUGAUUGCUUAAAAGACCAUUACUUGGUUCCACCACACUGGAGGCAAGAUGAGAAUAAGGGCAUGAUCAGAGGCAAUGAUGGACGCUGGGUGCAGCCUGAACGACCAAAACUUGACGAUCAUCCUGAAGAUAUGCUUCACCAUCUCAGGCAACUAGGUCUCACUUCAUCUGAUAUUUGAAUGAUGAACUGAACAGAGAGUGAUAUAUAUAACAUUGGAACUGGAUUUAUUAAAGACUUUGUGGUGAGGUCGUAAAUGUGAAUGUGAAUGAAGUUAUGAUAAUAAUGUAUAUACUGAGUAGAGAGAUAAAACCACCUAAUAAUGAGAAGUCAAAGAGAUGAUGAUAAACAUAGAAGGAAUUAUGAUGAAAGAAAAUAUAUAUUCACACUGA
Molecule: messenger RNA, 1956 nt
Organism: Lotus japonicus
Lineage: Eukaryota; Viridiplantae; Streptophyta; Magnoliopsida; Fabales; Fabaceae
Product: phospholipase A1-Igamma1, chloroplastic-like
Exons: 3
Coding region: 198-1745 (515 amino acids)
Biological process (GO): lipid metabolic process
Molecular function (GO): glycerophospholipase activity
Source: RefSeq, a predicted model, not a curated record